Messenger RNA from Rhizophagus irregularis DAOM 181602=DAOM 197198, 519 nucleotides. RefSeq lists its product as uncharacterized. The record is from RefSeq and is a predicted model, not a curated record. Lineage: Eukaryota; Fungi; Glomeromycota; Glomeromycetes; Glomerales; Glomeraceae.
AUGAAUCCUUUACACAAUAAUCAUAAUAAUAAUAAUGUUCACGAAUUCAAUAUUACCGGUGGAUCUAAUUUUCCGCAAACGACUGCAACAAAUGCUACUCAAGCGGGGCGUUUUUCAAAUAAUAACCGUUAUGUUCCUUCUUGCAACUGCAAUAAUGAUAUUUCCGUGUUGAACAAUGAUACUUCUCCUACACGGCAUUAUCAGCAAAAAAUUUCCUGUGACGCUUCAAACGAUAAAGUUGGUCAUCAAACUACGCCCAAUAACGUUUCCUCCCCACAUUUUUAUCCGCAAUACAACGAUCAAAAUUCUAGUAAUGCACUUAAUUCACUCGGAAUUACUAUAAAUUCUCCUCAUACAACUAUUAUUAUCACUAGUGAUCAAAAUUCUAGUAAUGCAUUUCCUUUACUUAAUUCACUUGGAAUUACUAUAAAUUCUCCUCGUGCAACUAUUAUUAUCACUAGUUCAGAUAUUCGAAAUCUGAUUCAACAAGAUCAUGCCUAUUCGAAUAAAUCUCCCUAG